UAUACUGGUGUGUUGAGCGCGCGCGAACAUUACUAGUGGCAGAGUGACCCGCGCCUUGCCCACGCGCCGCACACUUCGCGGUAUAAAUCUUGUCGUUAACCUUACUGCCUCCUGACUAACUGCUAAAUAAGUAACUUGAAUUGCACCAGUGCGUAGUGAAUACCCGUGUUGGAGAUUUAAUUGAACCGUGAAAAUGGAGGCGCUGAGUAGGCUUGUGGCGGGCUACCAUGACCUGAUGGAUAACAAGAGCGAUCAAAGAGUCAAAGAUUGGUUCCUCAUGUCCUCACCCUUCCCCACCUUGGCGAUAUGUCUUACAUACGUCUUCAUCGUCAAAGUACUUGGACCGAAGCUAAUGGAAAAUAGGAAACCAUUCGAAUUGAAGCAAGUUCUCAUUUGGUAUAACUUGUUCCAAGUUAUAUUCAGCUGUUGGCUCUUUUAUGAGAGUAUAGUCAGUGGGUGGUUCACGACGUAUAGUUUCCGAUGUCAACCAGUAGACUAUUCAAACACUCCAGAAACAUUACGGACCGUCAACGGCUGUUGGUGGUAUUACUUCUCGAAGUUUACAGAGUUCUUUGACACGUUCUUCUUCGUGAUGCGCAAGAAGUUUGAUCACGUGUCAAAGCUGCACGUCAUUCACCACGGUAUCAUGCCAAUGUCCGUUUGGUUUGGCGUCAAAUUUACACCUGGUGGUCACUCCACAUUCUUCGGUAUGCUCAAUACUUUCGUACACAUCGUAAUGUAUUCGUAUUACUUGCUGGCAGCCCUCGGACCGCAGGUUCAGAAGUAUCUGUGGUGGAAGAAAUACCUAACCGCUCUUCAAAUGGUCCAGUUCGUACUCGUGUUCAUUCAUGCGUUCCAGCUACUGUUCAUCGACUGCGAUUAUCCGCGAGCAUUCGUUUGGUGGAUCGGCAUGCACGCCGUACUCUUCUACUAUCUGUUUUCUGAUUUCUACAAACAGGCCUACCUCAGGAAGAGCAAGAAGGCCAAAUCUAUGAUGAAAGUGGAGGACGAACCAGUCAAGUAUGAAACAAAGGAGAUGAAGCUUCCACUGCUGAACGGUUUCAGCAAUGGCUCAGCACUUGGUGACGUUCGGCAAAGGAUGGCGGGUGCCGUGGCUUCACAGUGAAUCUGCCUCACUAUCUUAUAUACACACCCAUAGAAAAUGAAGCAAUGGAAUUGUUACAUUGUAUAUAUACAUAUAUAUGUGUGUACGAUUCCACAAACUCCAUUGUAAGAAACAAAGACAAUAUACCACAAAAAGCCUAAAAGCGGCUGCAGUUUUCGUCGGGAGAAAGCUCAAUUAUUUUUAAGUCAUCUAUUUAGUGAUUUUAGUAACUUUUAGUUUAGAAAUAAUACAAAAUUACAAUUUUUUUUUGCAUCUAACUUAGCUAUUUAUUUUGGUGGAUACGGUAGGGCUAAGGUGGCCAUUGUUGACUUCGUUAUUUAUAUCAGGGUUUUGUAUGGAAAACUAUCACCAAAAAAAA
Messenger RNA from Bombyx mandarina (wild silkworm), 1484 nucleotides. It is a transcript of the gene Elovl7, whose product is annotated as ELOVL fatty acid elongase 7. Gene Ontology annotation, biological process: sphingolipid biosynthetic process; fatty acid elongation, monounsaturated fatty acid; very long-chain fatty acid biosynthetic process. Gene Ontology annotation, molecular function: fatty acid elongase activity. Gene Ontology annotation, cellular component: endoplasmic reticulum membrane. The record is from RefSeq and is a predicted model, not a curated record. Lineage: Eukaryota; Metazoa; Arthropoda; Insecta; Lepidoptera; Bombycidae.